Molecule: messenger RNA, 1543 nt
Organism: Lobosporangium transversale
Lineage: Eukaryota; Fungi; Mortierellomycota; Mortierellomycetes; Mortierellales; Mortierellaceae
Exons: 2
Coding region: 204-1316 (370 amino acids)
Molecular function (GO): protein binding
Source: RefSeq, a predicted model, not a curated record
CUCCACUCCACUUCAGUUCAUUCUCAUUUAGAUUCUUUUUUAUUUUUUAUUUUUUAUUUUUUUUUCGCAAAAAGAGACUCGGAAUUAUUUUUCACUCUAUUCCUCUAUCUUUCUACUGCCCUUUAUUUUAUUUUAUUAUAUCUUACUUGUGGUCUCCUCCUUUUGAGGCCAUAUCUUUACAACCGAAAAAAAUAAUACAUAGUAUGCCACAUAUCAUCGACUCAAAACCUGCAUCUACAGGCCCCGCAACAGCAGGGAUAGGAAUACAUGCAACCGCAACCGCCUCCCGCACAACAAUCAUUGCCAAACAUCAAUCCUCAUCCCCUCUUGCGAAAGAAACCCCUGUUGCCGCAGCAAGCAAAACAAUGGAUAUCGGGUCCGAGUCCGAAUCCGAGUCCGUGUAUUCUUUGUACACGGAUGAUUCCGAACUUGAUGAAACUGACCUCUCUUCAGCAGAGUCACAAACAGAACAGCAACAACAACAACAACAGAAACAACGAAGAGGAAGAAGAAGAAAAGGAUAUGAUCUUUUCUCUCAAUUACCUGAUACGAUUCUCCAACAAAUUCUAGCCUAUUUACCUCCCUUUCAAAUGCUCACCAUCUCGGAACUCUCUCGCAAGUUCUACAACUUUGUAGUCUUGGGACAGGAGAUGAAUGAGGUUUGGUUCCGAUUAGUGAAACAUGAAGAGGCCGAGGAAAAGAAACGGGUAGAGUGGUAUAAGCAAAAGAGACUGGAACAGGAACAACGAAAUGUUCAGAUGAUGCGCUCAUUUUCCAAUUCUUCCACUGGCUCCAUUGGCUCUAGCUUUGGAGAGGACUCCGUUGCACCAUUAUCGAAACAGGCCCAGAGACUCUUGAACAAGAAACAAGAGGCCGCCGGUAAAUCAACAGGAAGUUCAGUCAAGGUGAUGAAACGCUCAGACCGAAAGAAGAAUUGGUGCAAGAUUUAUGUGGACUCGAUUUUACGUGGCAAUGGUGAGAGUCCUUUAGAAUCCUUGGAUAAAGUUGUACCAGGGUCCGCCAAGAAAUCCCGUACUUUUCAGACGAUUAUCUUGAAUGAACCACUUUCUGAGGACCAUUACAGGGAAUAUCAAGGUGGCUCCUCUGAUGAUAAUACCACUGCCAAUAAAGAGAUGUCACGUGAAGCCAAGACUCAAGCCAAAAUUGAAAAGCGAAUGUACUACAAGAUGAUUCGAGCUAAACCUAAAGGCAAGAAGGCUGGACAGUUAGACUCUGCUGCUGCCAAAGCAGAUAGAAUGUUGUCCUGGAAACAGCAACCGGAAUGGAGCGAGCAGGAUCAGCUGGGCGACUAUUAAGCGAUUUUUUUUUUUUUUAUUCUCCAAAAACAUAUAUUCAUUCAUACAUGCAUACAAUAAGAAACUCGGUCAUAUCAAUAUUUUUCAUGCCUUUUUCUUCUUUACCCUCUUCACUCUCUUUUUCUCCCAUGACUGGCAUGUAACUUUCUAGUAGAUAUACCCUGAGCUAUCACCCAAAUCAUCGUAUUACAAAACAUUAUCGUUUUCACAUAUCUCUUGACUGAAUU